AUGGCCACCAACCGGGAGCAGCAGGUGGGUCACAUGACCAGCUUCCCACCUGCUGUAUACCCCUUCGCCUUCAACUCCAUGAGAAGCUCGCACUUUGACCUACUCGCCAACAGCAGCCUGUUUGGGCGCUUCGGUGCUGACCUGCCCAAAGAAAUGGCUGCUCUCUCGGUGGAGACACAGAGCACCAGCUCAGAGGAGAUGGUCCCCAGCUCCCCAUCUCCACCUCCUCCACCUCGUGUCUACAAGCCCUGCUUUGUGUGCCAGGACAAGUCCUCAGGGUAUCACUACGGGGUCAGCUCCUGUGAGGGCUGCAAGGGUUUUUUUCGUCGCAGUAUCCAGAAGAACAUGGUAUACACAUGCCACAGAGACAAAAACUGUCAGAUAAACAAAGUCACACGCAACCGCUGCCAGUACUGCCGUCUGCAAAAAUGUUUUGAAGUUGGCAUGUCCAAGGAAGCGGUGCGUAAUGACAGAAACAAAAAGAAGAAAGAAGUGAAGGAGGAGGUGGUGCUUCCAGAGAGCUAUGAACUCAGUGGUGAACUAGAAGAGCUGGUCAAUAAAGUGAGCAAGGCGCACCAAGAAACUUUCCCGUCUCUCUGCCAGCUUGGCAAAUACACCACGAACUCAAGCUCAGAUCACAGAGUGCAGCUCGACUUGGGGCUUUGGGACAAGUUCAGUGAGCUUUCAACUAAAUGCAUCAUCAAGAUUGUGGAGUUUGCCAAGAGAUUGCCUGGAUUCACCACUCUCACCAUCGCAGACCAGAUUACUCUGCUCAAGUCGGCCUGCUUGGAUAUUCUGAUGCUGAGAAUCUGCACACGUUACACUCCAGAACAGGACACUAUGACGUUCUCUGACGGGCUGACUCUAAACAGAACUCAGAUGCACAAUGCUGGCUUUGGACCACUCACAGACCUGGUGUUUGCCUUUGCCGGUCAGCUUCUGCCUCUGGAGAUGGACGACACAGAAACUGGCCUCCUUAGUGCCAUCUGCCUCAUUUGUGGAGAUCGUAUGGACCUGGAAGAGCCUGAGAAAGUGGACAAGCUUCAGGAGCCUUUGCUGGAGGCACUGAAAAUCUAUGCCAGACGAAGACGCCCCAACAAGCCUCACAUGUUCCCCCGAAUGCUCAUGAAAAUCACAGAUCUUCGGGGAAUCAGCACCAAAGGUGCAGAAAGAGCCAUCACGCUGAAGAUGGAGAUCCCAGGGCCAAUGCCUCCAUUAAUCAGGGAGAUGCUGGAGAAUCCAGAGGCCUUUGAGGACCAAACUGAGAGCAACGACAGCCCCCCUCCUCCCCCUCCACCACCUCCUCCGCCUCCAACGGUGGUGGUCAAACAGGAAGCUGAGGAUGAGGAGGAUAGCUGGGCUACGGAGAACGGCAGUGAGCCAUCUCCAGAAGAGGAAGAAGAGGAUGACGAUGAUGAUGUGGGGGAUGACGAGCGGGAUAGGUGUUCGGACAGUGAUGGAGAAUCCUGGGGACCAUUGGAGCCCUUAGAUGGCUCACGGAAAGGCCUUGGUGCGAGGGCACAGUAA
Messenger RNA from Knipowitschia caucasica, 1527 nucleotides. NCBI's taxonomy places the organism in Eukaryota, Metazoa, Chordata, Actinopteri, Gobiiformes, Gobiidae. The record is from the annotation of a GenBank genome assembly.